ACACAUGUAUAUAUUAAGUUUAACCAAACGCCUCAUUAAAUUGAUCCACCACACAAAUUAUAUGAUCGAUAACCAUAUGUUACGGAAGAUCAAUUAAGUGUCGUGUAAAUACGGUAUCAUUCACGAGUAUACACGACGUAUAUGGGCUGUCUGAGCAAAACGAUUAUACUAUAGAAGAUAAAGUGAAUAUUGCGCAAAGCUGAGUAAACUUGUGACGGGGAGUGCGCGUGACUUUACACUGUAAAUACUAAGGAAGUAAUUCAGACCUGCAUACUAGAGACAAAAUCUGUAACGUAUAUUUCCGGUACCACAAAAUUUGACAGUAUGUCUGGCGAGUGGAGCAACAGUCUGUUUGGAUGUUUCAAUGAUUUUGGGAUCUGUAUCAUCACUUACAUUAUCCCGUGCUACUCGUUCGGGAAGAAUGCGGAGGCGGUGGGGGAGAGCUGCUGCUGCUGUGGCGUGGCCUAUCUCUUCCCUGUACUUCACCUCGUGGCGGGAACUUCAAUAAGAGGCAAAGUGCGACAAGAGAAGGGAAUUCUAGGAUCAAUGAUCGGAGACUUUCUGACCGUUCUGUUUUGUCCAUUUUGUGCAAUAGUCCAAGAAGCUCAGGAACUCCGGGGGGAUCGUCUGAUGGGAAUGGCCAGAGAAUGAAUGACCAGCGGUCAAUACAAAAAUGUUAAUUACUGGAUAUUAUAGCUAUACAACGUGUGCCUUCUAGUUUAUCAUAUUAUUCAAUGUUGAUACGUGGUUGUAUGUGGGAAUUCUAUUGGGAUAUAGAAAUUGUCGAGAGACUUUUUUUUUUCGAGAGAUCAACAUUGUCAAAUUCAUGUGUGCAGUUUUCAUUACAUUUUGUAAUAAUGACCAAGAUUAUUCGUGGCUUUGUAAUCUCGUGGAAUUACGCGAAAAUAAAAGUCUCUUAUUUUAAAUGAACAUACUGGUGGAUGUGGUGAGAUUUAAAAGAGAAAUCCAUGCUCUUCAUUCUUUGUGUAUUUAUACUGGUUAACAAAAACAAUAGUAUUAAAAUGUAUUUAUGAUACACUA
Messenger RNA from Ostrea edulis (European flat oyster), 1041 nucleotides. RefSeq lists its product as uncharacterized. Bases 325 to 651 code for a protein of 108 amino acids. Lineage: Eukaryota; Metazoa; Mollusca; Bivalvia; Ostreida; Ostreidae. The transcript is spliced from 2 exons. The record is from RefSeq and is a predicted model, not a curated record.